This is a messenger RNA of Apis laboriosa (Himalayan honeybee), 804 nucleotides long. RefSeq names its product leptin receptor gene-related protein. The record is from RefSeq and is a predicted model, not a curated record. Gene Ontology annotation, biological process: late endosome to vacuole transport via multivesicular body sorting pathway. Gene Ontology annotation, cellular component: endosome. Bases 119 to 475 code for a protein of 118 amino acids. Lineage: Eukaryota; Metazoa; Arthropoda; Insecta; Hymenoptera; Apidae. The transcript is spliced from 5 exons.
ACUUUAGAUCACGUCACGACGUUCUCGAACUGAGAAUACGAUAAAUAUACUUGUCAAAUCGGUCUAAAAUGGCUGGAAUUAAAGAUUAGUACUUUUGGCAUUUGGUGGAUCUAUUGGUAUGACAUUUGUCAUACUUGGCUGUGCUUUACCUACAUAUAAAGUAUGGUGGCCAUUUUUUGUUGUGUUAUUCUAUAUAUUAGCACCAGUCCCAACUAUAAUUGCACGUCGUUAUACAACAAAUGAUUUUGAAAAUAAUCCUAAUCCAUGUUUGGAAUUGGCAAUAUUUAUUACUAUGGGCUUUGUGGUAUCAUCUUUUGCUCUUCCUAUUGUCUUAGCUCGGUCUCCAGUCAAUGAUCCAGUGAUACAAUGGGGUGCUUGUUAUUUGACUUUAGCAGGUAAUAUUAUUAUAUAUCUAACUCUAGUCGGAUUUUUUGUAACCUUUGAUCAAGACGAACUCGAAUAUAACACAUGUUGAAAUACUGUACUUCAUUGUACUUAUUUAUUAAUACUACAUGGUUUUUGCAAAAUAAAAAGAAUGUAAAUCAUAUACUGCACUGACUGACAGUUAUGUGCUGAUUCUAAGUCAUCGCAAAAUUUAUAGUAUAUUAUUUACACGAUAUAUAUAUUAUCACAAGUCAUUUAUAGUAGAUACUAAUACUAUAACAAAUAGUAUUACAAUAACUAAUAUUAAAGUCAAUAAUGAUUUAUUUUGCUAUUUUUAUGCAGUAACUAAAAUUUCAAAUUGUAAAAGAUUAAAAUUUUUAUAAACUUUUUUGGAUAAAAUUAGAAGUAUGACUAUGCUGA